ACAGCUCCUGGACUAGACAAAUUAAUCACCAAAGCAGGGUGAAACUACACACGGAAAUAUGUAAGUGUUUGCAAUGCCUUACAAAAGAAACUUUCAGAUUUUUCUAGAAUAAAUUAAAUGAUCUAUUAGGAUUAGGAUGCUCUCUCCCGGAAACACUUUUUUUUCACAGCACCAUAAAUGUAUUAAAGCCAAACAGUGGGGAUACUAAGACAUUAUCUCCAAUAGUCGAUGCUUUAAAUGUAUUCAUCUACGCCAAACACUCUAUUGUUUAUUUUUUUACGAUCAUUUUUAUCACCCUUUCCUGUCCUGCUAUUUGCUCAGACUCACUAAUUGUACGCUUUUAUUUUGACAACCUGACCCAGUCACGAUAUUCGGCGCAUUGUCAUUAGUCUGCGUACUAACGUCCUAAACAGUGUGGUAAAUGAGUACACCACCUACAGUGACCAUGGUAACCUAUGGUGGCGUCGCGUGCUAUUUUAUCAUACUAAUUAGUAAGGUAGUAUGCAGCGCGCGCUCCACACAGCAUCCGAAGCAGCAGCAGGGAGGCAGUGAGUGAAUCGGCGGCGGGGAUGGAGCGGGAUGUGAACAGAUGUUGAACAUGUUAGCGGAAAAAUGGCAUUUCAGCAGUCCGAGCGGAUUUGACAGCUUUCUUCAAACACAGGGUUGAACCCGAGUUUCUUCUCCUGCCCGGAGUCAUGGCUAAAACCAUGAUGCUGUGCCUGAAUCUUCACUCGCUGCUGAUCCUCUGCAUCCUCCUGGAAGGAGCUCUGGGAGAUGGUGCCGAAUUUGACCCCUACAAGAUCCUGGGGGUCACCAAGAGUGCGAGUCAUGCCGAAAUCAAGAAGGUGUAUAAACGCCUUGCUAAAGAAUGGCAUCCUGACAAAAACAAGAACCCAGAAGCAGAAGACAUGUUCAUUAAGAUCACCAAAUCCUAUGAGAUCUUAUCCAACGAAGAAAAAAGAGCCAAUUACGAUCGCUACAAGCAGACCAGCUCCCAGCCUUACGGGCCUCGCGGCUUCCGUCACUUCCACGACAACUUCUACUUCGACGAGUCCUUCUUCAACUUCCCCUUUAAUAGCGAGGGCGGCCGCGACGCCACUGACAGCAAGUACACUUUGCACUACAACCGGUACAUCGACGAAGUCGUAUCCGACAGCUUCAAAAGACCAUAUCUGAUCAAGAUCACCUCGGACUGGUGCUUCAGCUGCGUCCACAUGGAUCCCGUGUGGAGGGAGGCCGUGCAGGAGCUCGAGACUCUCGGUGUAGGAAUAGGCGUGGUCGACGUUGGCUACGAGAGACGCUUGGCGAAUCAUCUGGGCGCUCACCGCACUCCGUCCAUACUCGGUGUCGUCAACGGAAAAGUGACUUUCUUUAACUACGCUCUGGCCAAGGAGCACCUCAUGCAGUUUGUGGAAGACCUGCUCCCUCAGAGACUGGUCGAGAAGGUCACAGACCGGAAUGACGGCGACUUCCUGAAGAGCUGGUACGACGUUAACAAACCCCACGUUCUGCUUUUUGAUCAAGUGCCUGCGGUUCCUCUGUUGUAUAAGCUGACUGCGUUUGCCUAUAAGGACUACGUGCAGUUUGGCUACGUGGACCAGGGUCUGUCCGAGACGGCCAACCUGCUCAAGCAGUACAACAUCAACACUUAUGCUCCAACCAUGCUCGUCUUCAAGGAGAACACGGAUAAACCGGCCGACAUCAUACAGGCUAAAGGGAUGAAAAAACAAAUAAUUGAUGAAUUCAUCUCCAACAACAAAUUUCUUCUUGCCCCUCGUCUGGUGAACCAGAAGGUCUUUGAUGAGCUUUGUCCCGUCAAGCAGUUCCAUCGGCGCAGAAAAUUCUGUGUUCUGCUCAUCACCGGUGAGGAGGAAGUCUUUGUCCCAGGAAACAAAGCCUUCUUGUCUUUGGCCUCUGCGAACACUGAGGAGGUUCUGCGCUUUGCUUAUGUGUACCAACGCCAGCAGCAGCCUCUGUGUGCUGUGCUGCUGAAGAACAGAGACACUCCACCACAGGUGGUGAUCCUGGAGCGGCGUAACGGGGCCGGUAAGGUGCUCUUCAAGCCCGUCCAGGGCGGCUGGAACGGCAGCGAGGAGGACAAACACAAACUGCUGGAGGAGCUAGAGCGGCUACGGAAAGACCCCUCCGUCCUUACCCAUGAUGCAACGCUGCCUGAGCUCAAUAACGAGUUCGCUUCAAUGUUUUUAAUCAGAUGGAUUUAUGCAGCGUAUGACUACUUGUCUGAAAUUAUUGAUGAUGCUCUCCACAAUAAUUGGCGUGAAAUAAUGCCUCUGAUGUCUCUGAUAUUCUCUGCACUAUUCAUCCUGUUUGGCACGGUGAUUAUUCAGGCUUUCAGUGAUUCUGGUGACGAGAAACAGACAAAAUCAAAGGCGAAAGAAGCAGCGAAGCCCCAGAAUGGAUCACCGAGCACCGCCAACACUUCCAGCCGUCCACCGAAGAAGAACUUUGUGGAGGUGACCGAGUUAACGGAUAUCACUUAUACCAGUAAUUUGGUAAAGUUGAGACCAGGCCAUAUCAACGUGGUGCUGGUGCUUACGGACGCAACCAAAAACAUUCUGCUCAGCAAGUUCGCCAAGGAGGUUUACUCCUUCACUGGGAGCCAGACGCUGCAUUUCUCCUUCCUGAAUGUGGACAAGCACAACGAGUGGAUGUCCACCCUGCUGGAAUAUGCCCAGGACGCCAUGCAGCUGGAGGCGGACGAGGAGGAGGAGGCCAGCAACCGCAAAGCAGACUACACGGGCUACGUGCUGGCGCUCAACGGUCAUAAGAAGUACCUGUGUCUGUUCAAGCCAGUGUACACAGGCGAGGACGCUAACAGCAGGCCGGAGGAGGAGGCGGGGAGUUCCAGAUCCAGGUCGAGCUCGAGAGAUGAGCACCAGCACAGGAAAGGAGGGGCACGCUCGCGUUCCACAACUCUCCACAUCCACCACAAACUGGACCGACUGGGACUGUGGAUGGAACGGCUGAUGGAGGGCACGCUACCUCGCUACUACAUCCCGGCCUGGCCCGGCCUGGACAAGAUCACGGUCAAUAAGUAGAGCUUUUUCUUGCACGCUGUUGAAGGACACAAUAUUGGUUCUCGGGGAUCAGUUUCUCAUCACUCCUAUUGCAGUGUAACGGCCAUUGGGUGGCGCUGUAGGCGGACUAUGUGAUCUCAGAGCUCCGACCUUGAUCUUACACAGAUGCAGUAAAUGACCUGAGUCUAAUAGUAGCUCCGUUUAACCAUGAUGCUGCGCCAUAACCACUGAACGCUGCUCCAGCCGCUACUUUAAAGGUACAGUAGAUAGGAAUGUCUGUUAAUACAUGACCAGAAAUUACAUCAUAUCAGGAAAAAUCCACCCUGAACGACUUGCAUAUUAAUCUUCAGUCAUAACGUAAGAUUCAAUGACGUCUAAGACUCAUUUUGCGAUGAAUUCUGAGUUAAAUGGCUUUCAUCAAUGUUUAUUGUUUCCUAUAUUACCCACAAUACCGUUCGACAACCUGCUGGUAGUGCUGCGGUGGGAUUUAGCCUUUGCUCCAUCUCUGCCUAAAGAGAGCGACGCAGCUGCGCUUUUGGAUCUUGAUCUAUGUCGGCUCGCUCGUUAAUAUGACAUCAAACAACGCUGUAAAGUGUUGAUUUCUUUAAAAUGGGAAAAUUGCUUUGUUUUUGUUUUCAGGAUCCAACAGCAUUAACAGUUUAUCCCUUAUGUUUGUUUAAACCUUUUGUCUUCAGUUAAACACCACGGUCAAUGCGCCAGUAGUAACAGUGUCUUCCUGUGACAUCUGUGCCGCACCAGGAUCACUGAAGACAUCACAAUUAGUUCAGUACAAACAUAUUUAAUGUGUUUCAGGGUGGAGAUUUCCUUAAGACACGGCGAUAUGAAGUGAAAGCUUUCUGUAGUUGGAAAAUGCCUUUAAAAAAAAACAAAAAAACAUCUCGCUCACCUUUAACAGCUAAUGGGUUGAAAUCGAGGAUUUCAGCUGAUACAAGGCAUAACCUGAUCCUCUGCCAUGCACACUAUGGUCACUUUCAUCUGUGAAGUGUAGCAUGAACUAAAUAACUAAGUGUGGGAAGAUCUCCUUUUUCAGUUUUCAUUUAAACACCUAAACAGCAAAAUAUUUCAUAAUAAUCGUUAGUAUUUUUAACAAUAAUGUCAGUAUUAAGCAUACUCAUACAU
Molecule: messenger RNA, 4178 nt
Organism: Ictalurus furcatus (blue catfish)
Lineage: Eukaryota; Metazoa; Chordata; Actinopteri; Siluriformes; Ictaluridae
Gene: dnajc16
Product: DnaJ (Hsp40) homolog, subfamily C, member 16
Exons: 15
Coding region: 696-3059 (787 amino acids)
Source: RefSeq, a predicted model, not a curated record